Mangifera indica (mango) is the source of this 714-nucleotide messenger RNA. RefSeq names its product NAC transcription factor NAM-B1-like. The record is from RefSeq and is a predicted model, not a curated record. Gene Ontology annotation, biological process: regulation of DNA-templated transcription. Lineage: Eukaryota; Viridiplantae; Streptophyta; Magnoliopsida; Sapindales; Anacardiaceae. Gene Ontology annotation, molecular function: DNA binding. The transcript is spliced from 2 exons. Bases 1 to 714 code for a protein of 237 amino acids.
AUGUACAAGAUAGAAGGAGAAAAGUACAUGUACUUCUUCUCUUCAAGGGACCGUAAGUACCCCAAAGGGAAACGUCCAAAACGUUCUGCUGCUGAUGGUUAUUGGAAGGCUACUGGAGUUGACCAUCUCAUUAAAAAAGAUGAUAUCGUAAUUGGGCAUAGGAAGGGUCUGGUCUUUUAUCAAGGGACGCAUAAAGAUUCUGUAAAGACUAAUUGGAUCAUGUAUGAAUAUCAAUUGGCUUCAAAUACCGCUGAUUCUUGCAAAAAAAAGUUGCCGAAUCCUUCAACUUCAAAUACUGCUGCUCCUAUUGACAUGAGGCUGGAUGAUUGUGUGUUAUAUAGGAUCCAUAAGAAGCCAGAGAAAGUAGAGGAGGACGUGAAUGAUGUGGCAAGUGAUAAUGUUGAUUCAACUAGCACUAAUCCUUCCGAGGGCAAUGCGCUAGAAAUUGUUCGUCCGACGAGCCAUGCGCCCAAGGAAAUAAACAUCUUUGAGGAGAGUGAUGGUUAUACAAUUUACUUUUCCAAUGCAGAACUAGCACAGACUUAUGACCAAGGAAUAAAUUAUGGCCCAAAUAAUACCACUGGUUCUGCCGCCAACAUUGUUGUGCCUUGCCUUAUGCCACAAGACCCUCAGCCUCUUACACAUUUUGAUGAUUUCCCGUGGCUUAAUAUUGGAGAGAUAGACCCGUCGAAUCCUCCGGCUUUUGAUCCUUAA